Messenger RNA from Columba livia (rock pigeon), 7362 nucleotides. RefSeq lists its product as uncharacterized. The record is from RefSeq and is a predicted model, not a curated record. The transcript is spliced from 8 exons. Lineage: Eukaryota; Metazoa; Chordata; Aves; Columbiformes; Columbidae. The coding region runs from base 645 to 1403 and encodes 252 amino acids.
AUGUGUAAGGACGUGUGUGGGGCCAAAGCUCAGACCCUCAACAGGUGUUUUUGGGGAGGUGUAGGAGUGAUGAGUGGAGGUGGGUAGAGGUCUGCCAGACAGGAGGCUCAGUGAUGAGCAUUCCAGGGUGGAAAAGCAACAGCCCUGUAGGUCCUUUAUAAUUCUACUUGGAGAAACAUGGUUUUGGUGUUUUUAGAGGACAAUAAGCCUGGCAUUUACAAGCCAAAAUGCAAGACAUUAGCAGUGCUCUGAUCUCUGUGUUCACCUUGCAGCUGAGGGACCUCCCCGAGGGCAGCAGCACCCAGGCUCCAUGUGGGCAGAGCAGCUUCACCUCCUGCAGAGCUGAGACAGACAGCAAGUGACAGCCCUGGAUAUGGGCUCCAAUUCUGCGUGCAAGCAUCAGUCUGGAGACAAGCAGCAUUUGCCACCCCCCAGCUCACCUUAAGGCACCAGUUGGUUUAAAAGAAAACCCUCCUCGGCUCUUCUGCGGUGCCUUUGCCUGCCCGGCUCUACCCAUUGUGCCCCGGCGAUGCCGACAAGUCGAGUCACGCAUGGGCUCUGAGGGAGGAGGAUGGGGCUGAUAAGAUCCUGACCGAAGCUGGGCUGUCUCUGCAUUCAGGUCCAGAGCAGUGGAGGGUCCUGGCAUGAACCUCUUCGGGCUUCUCACCCUGCUGUCCAUCACUGCUGCUGCCAGCAGCACCCAGGACCCAGGGGGUUCCCCGCUGCAGAGUGACUCAGCUCUGCCUGUGCUGGUGACAAGCGUGUGCUCGGAGCGAAACGCAGCUCUCGUGGGAGGAGGCGCGGCAGCGUGCUGCAUGCCGGCGGAUGAGAUACAGCCGCUUGUCCCUGCCCGGCUCUGGCCCCAUCCCUGUGGCCGUGUUCGAUACGGCCACGGCCGCCACUCCCUGUGUGGAAAGGGGAAAUUGCUCGCGCGGCAAAGGGAAAUAAACAGGAGGAGACCAGCCAUGACAAAAACGUCACGUCUCAGUUUUCAUCGCCGAGACAUCAGAUGGACCAGCAAGGGGGGAGCCAAAUGUUGUGGAAAAGGUCUAAUUGCCCAAACCAUCAAGCCCAGCAGUUUGCCCGGGCGCUGGAAGGAGAAGGCAGCUCCGAUGCUGCUGAAGCUUCCCCGGCUGCGAGGGAGGAUGCUCGGGUUCCCCGGGGGGGCUGGCAGCCAGGUCUCCAGCCUGGCACAAGUGGAACUUCCCGACGCUCUGGGGUGGGAUGUCCCCUCUUGCAUGGGAAUCAGGCUUCCCAAAGUGAGCUGUGUUGGCUUGGGCACAAUCCCAAUGGCCUGGGGGCACACUUGUCCUUGCAGCCACAUGGGCUAUACUGUACCGAAGCUUAAGACCACUGAAUCUGGAGAAGUUUCCAUCUGCCCACCCAAGGUGGUACAAGCGUGACUCCCCUGGGGAGAAGGUCAGGCUUGUCCACUCCAGUUUGCAGUCCAUUGCCAGGACAAGCUGUACCCUCGCUGGGGGGUGCCGGGAGCAGCAGCACAGGGUGAACCCCAACCAGCCACCUCACUACCCAGAGCACAGGGAGCUCAGCAGACAAGGCCAUGGCAGCCCAAAAAGCUAUGGCAGAUGACAAAAAGUCCCAAAUGAGCCCCCAGAACAACCAGCCCAGGCUGGCAGAGGCUCCUCUCCUGCCCCGAGGCUGAACCCGAGUGCAAGGACCUGAGCACAAGGACCUGAGCUCAGACAGAGACACUGGGAGAAUUCACACGCCAAGACAGGUUGGUUUUGGUUUUUUUUAAUCUACCACAUGGCUUUUUCUUUUUCUUUUUUUUUUUCAUUUUGAGACAGGAGUAAUAACUGCUAAAGAUGCAUAUGGAAUUUGAAUAUGAAUGAUUAGAACAGCUGUGUAUAUCUAUUAUGAAUGAACAUAAACAGAAAUGUAUAAACUGAGAUUUUGGGGCUUUUGGAAGAAUUAGUGCCUUUGUUCCUGGAUUUUUUUCCUAUCAAAGUUUGAACCAAAGCCCAUUAGCCUGGACUUUCCCGCAGCCGACCAAGCCAGGAGCUUCAUUUCACCCUGGCUCUGAGCCACGAUGAAUUCUCCUCAACAGCUCAGUGAGCCCUAAUCCUAACAAAUUUACCCAGAGAAGUGGGUCUCUUAUUACACAGCCUAAUUUGAAUGCUUUCCAAGGUUAAUUUCUGCUCACUCUCUCUCUCUCCAAAUGCGCCUGCCCCUCUGGAGCCAGCUCCCCCCUCUCCCAGCCCCCCAUCCCGACCCCAGGGGGAGCAGCCCCCUUCACCACCGCAAUGGUUUUUAAACGAGAAAAUAAUGUGAUGUGCGUCCCUGGGUCCAGGCUUUGCCCGGAGGGUUUCUUAAUGCCGAGCGACUUCCUUUGCAAAUUAAUUGCAACUUUAGUUGGGCGAAAAUAACCCUGGAAGCCCCUUCCCCAUGGGCUCUUCCGCAUGUGAUAUUACUCGGUUAAUCUGAUUCCUGCGACUCUAUUUCUUCCUUCCUCUCCCCGGCGUGCCGGUGGCUGCCUGCGAGGGUCCUGGCACAAUGACCCACCGGGUGAGGGGAGCAUCGCUGCUGCCCAGCUGAACCGGCCCUGGCUCUCACUUUGCAGCAGAAAGUGCAAGAAAACCUCAGCACCAGGAAACUAAAACCCAGUUCAGCGCUGAGAGCAGCUGCCGGAUCCAUCAGGGAAGGAACCAGCUGUGCCUGGUGGGCGGCGAUCGCAGGAGAGGGGUGGUGGGGGGCUGCCGGGUUGGUGUGGGCUCACAAGCACCGGGGGAUUAAAAGGAAGAGUUUCAUGGAAAAAAGAGGUCUGGAGGAGCCAGGAGCCCACCUCACCCACCGGCCUGGCUAGAUGAGGCCCUGGGGGUGCUUUCUGCUGGUUUUAAGCUGCAAGAAGCAGAGCUGCAGGUGUGGAGCAGCAGCCUCGUUGCUCCAGGCUGGGGCUUCCUGUGUGCCUCAAGGCAGUGAGGUCAUAGAAUCGUAGAACAGUUUGGGUUGGAAGGGACCUUCAAAGGUCAUCAAGUCCAAGCCCAUGUCAUGAGCAGGGACAUCUUCAACCAGAUCAGGUUGCUCAGAGCCCCGUCCAGCCAUGAAUGUUUCCAGGGAUGGGGCACCCACCACCUCUCUGAGCAACGUGGGACAGUGUUUCACCACCUUCAUUGUAAAAAAUUUCUUUGCCAUAUCUAGCCUGAAUCUCACCUGCUUUCCUUUAAAACCAUCACCCCUUGUCCUAUCACGACAGGUCCCUGAUGCAUGCCCUGCCCAUUGCCCAGCCACCGCAGCAGCUGCAAUUCACCCUGCUUGCUCCACUUUCCUCACUUCUGUUUCUUUGUACUUGGUUGAUGCCUCUGCAUUUUCUCACGCUGAGCACCACAGGCAGCACAGCAUCCCAUUGCUAGCUGGUGAUGGAGCAGGGGUUGGGAUGUGCCGGUGCUGUGCUGGGGUGGCUGUGCCAAGCUGGAGCAGCAGUGGGACCAAAGCACCAGGAGCAGCACCGAGCUCUUCCCAGCGGUGAUGCCACAAUGAUGUCCUCUCUGAAGUGCCUCUGUAGGUCAUGUCUGCUGCAUCCUGCUGCCAGGUAACCUCCUGUUGCUGCUCCCUGUCCCUCCCGAUGCUGUCGGGAGGUUGUCUCACUGAGCAGAUUCUCAUGUUUGAUGAUUUUGCUCCAGGCGUACGAGCUGCACGUAUCAAAGCUGAACUACUUCUUAUCUACUGGCUGUGUUCCUGCCUGCUCCCAGCCUGGCAGUCCCAGCUGCGGGGUGUUUGCAGCAGCUCCCUGGCACUAUGUGUCAUGGUGGAUUUGAGGUGCCGGUUUUGGGGGGGAGCCCCAGGGCAGGUCUCUAGGCUGCAGAUCGGAGGGACGAGCAUGGUGGGGGCUCCAUCUGCCAGGAGGAUGCUGGUCACUGCUGCAAGGUCAGCCUUAAAUAAUAGGGGUAGUAAAAAUAAGGCAGCCUGGAGGGAAGGAGAGAGAAACUGAGUCCUAAUGAGGUUGCACGGAUGCAUCGGUGUGAUUAUUUCAUGGAAAUAGUUUAAAAAAGGAAAAAAAAGCAUCAAGUUUAGGUUGAAGGAUGUGGGACACAGCAGCCAGGGUACAGUCCCACGAGGGCAUGGAGGGGUCUGUGCCUCCCUCCCCACCGAGUUCCCACGCCACUGAGCUGCCCUUGCCCCUCUGCACUGGGGAAGGUCCAGGGCAAGCCCAGGCUGCAGAGGGAGAAGCUGCUCAGCAUGGGAUGUGGAUUGACAUCUUGUCACCAGCUUUAUUGCAACCAAGUGUGGUGCCUGGUAUGAAGGGGCAGGAGGUUUGCUUUUAGGGAUGGCCAAAAUGUACCAAGAGUUGAGGUAGCAAACACAGAAAAAGGAAGUUUUUAGAAGGGAAAUAAAACAUUGAUGGCUCAGGGCUUUAGGCAACCCUUGGUGCCAAGGCAGGAAAGUAAUUAGUGCUAUAGGUGGGGAAAUAACCAGCAUUAAAUGUAAGCAGGGCGAGGGCAGGUUGAAGGGGCUGCGAGGAGGAGGAUGGGCAGGGCCUCUCCAGGAGAUGCAAGGACUGAGUCUGGAGCUCCCCAAGAUACCCCUCCAGCAUCUUGCCGGGGGGACACACCAGCAGCUCCCCAGCCACCUCCUUGCCCUGGCUGCCUCUGGCCCCGGGCCAGGAGAACGGCUCUCCCGAGCACGGCGGGACCGGUCCAGCCCCGCGCACCUCCAGUUAUCCUGGGCUGGAGACUUUCCAGGAAUCCCAUCCCGUCUCUCUCUCCUGACCCUGCCUCCCCCAGUCUCUCCCCCCACAAAGCAAUUUGACUUUUAUAGUAAUAACUUCUGAACCCUGAAUUGGGGCCAUGCCAAGGAAAGCAGCAGAAAACAAUGUGAUGGGCCUCGGCAGGCGCGGAAACUCCAGCGACCAAGACCAGCCCUAAAAUAACUUUCAAGCGAUUCUUAUUUAUUCUGGGAGAAAGUUCGUUCAUUCACAAUUUGGAGGGGAGAUAAAUCAGGGCAGGCUCAGGCUGCACAGAGACAGCUGCAAACGCAGGGUGCAGCCAGCUCACCACCAUCCUCCUGCAUGUGUGCAUCCCUGUGCCCUGCUGACAAAAAACACACAGGUUUUGUUUGGGUUCUGUUUGUUGGGGGGUUUUUUAAGGGUAUUUGGGUUCAUCUGGAAGCCCUGGGUUCAGGCAGAAGAGUCCAGCUUGAGGCUAGGGAGCUGCAUACCUUGUGUGUCUGUGCCUGCAUGUGUUUUGGCCUCCCCUGGCACGCUGGUCGGUGUGACCACUGUACUGCACGCCCAUGGCUUGCACGCUCAAGGUGCUGGUUCCUGAUGGGCGGUGCAAGCAGGUGUGGGACAGGGAACAUGGGCAGCACCCCACUGCAAGUGCCAGUGAGCAUCAGCAUGUGCUGGCCAGCUGCCAGCUGGGCAAGCAGCAAGUUAUGCGACCUCAGAAACUCAGUGAUGUUUCUGCAGUUCCAAGCCUGCUGUGGGUUGCCUACAAUUCUCUGGGACAGAGCCAGAGCUCCUGGCUCUGCUGGAGGAGUUGUGGGCAGGCAGGACAACAGCAGUUGCUUUCUGAAUCAGGGAAAUGCUGCUGUCCAAGGGCUGGGAAACACAGUCCCUGCCUGCUGGGUGACGGAGUUGAUGGAGACCUUACUGCACAGCUCUGUGGGUGUGAUGCAGACAGACAGUGACCUAACUGGGGACAAUAGGCAUUGCCAGCUUUGUCUGCAGAUCAUCUCCAGGAAGGAUGCGCAUCCAAGGCUGCCUGCUCACGGGCAUCUCCACGGCAAGGUUUGAUCCCACUCCACCGCAGCACCAGCCGGCUCAGCCACAAUGUCACGGUGGAACAGGGCAGCAUUGCCAUUGUCACUGCCCUGCAUGCUGGCUUUUGGGGUCAGCACUGCUCCAGAGUGGGAAAACUGAGGUGGGAAAUGAGGACUGCAGAGCUUGCCCACAUCACCCCCCCUUCUUCUGCCUGCAGUCUGGGGGACGUUGCUGAGCAUCCCCUCACAUUUUCACUUUUGGGUUUGUUUCUGAUAUGCAGAAACAGUGAAGCUGGGACCCUGGAGCUGCAGAAGAGACCCAGCCCAGUGCUGCCAAAGGGAUGAUUCUGUCCUGUCCCUUGCUGUGUGAGGAGAGCAUGAGCUGAUGUUCAGAAACACAAACAGCCUGGUGCUGGACAAACUGUGGCUUGGCCGCCCUGGCAGCACAGAUUGUGGGGAGAGCAGGGUUAACGCAGGCAGAGCAGCCCUCCAGCAGUGCCGGUUGGCACACUCCGCUUCCUUCGUGGCACAGUGCCCGUGCCGGUGAGACUGGCCCUGCCAGGCCACAACCCUCAUCCUGCCAGGCAGGAAAGCCUUCGGCCCUGCACUCCUCCUCACCUCCCCGUGUCCCCUGCCCUCUGCCCCAGCACUGCUGCAGGCAGCCCUGUCCUUGCCAGCUGACUUCCAGCAUCACCGCUCUUUGGGCUCUCUGAGCAGCUUGUGAUUUUGGCAGUCAGCUCAGGGUCUCACCAGCCAUUAUUACAAUGAUUAUUUUUGUUUUCCCAGCUUGAAAGGGCUCCCCUCUCACCUUGCUCCUGGCUGGCCCCAAGCCAGGUGGGACUGCGCACGGAACAAGGGGAGCAGGAGCAUCCUGCACUGCCACGGCAGGGGACCGCAGAGGGAUGCGGGAGGUGGGGCGGAGGGGAGAGGAGGUCCUGUCCCUCCUCUCCUCCUGAAGGUUCAGAUAGGAAAUCAACACCCGCUUGGUUAAUUCAUUAUCUUUGAUUAGUGACUCCGAAGCUUAGAACAGUUAAUGGGCUCCCUCCUGCUGGUAAAUCUCCAAGAGGGGCUCAGCGAAGUUAUCGGCACCAACAAUGGCAAGGGAGGGAUGAGGAUGAGAGCAAUUGAAUUAGAAAGCUGUUAAAUGAAAAAGCCAAACUGAGCCAGAGGGGGGACGAUGCAAGAUGGUCACACCACUAAAACACAGGGUAGAUCACUGAGCUGUGGCCAGGUCAGGGCUGGGGCAGCAGCUCCCUGUGGCCACCAGCCCAGGCUGGGGUUUGUAUUGCAUAUGCUGAUAUUGCAUAUCCCUUACAGUUCCCUUCACCAACACCACCUUCUCCCUACGUGGGCUGCAUCUUCUUCCAAGUGGGUGUUCCUCCAGGGCCUAGGUUUGGUUGUUGAUUAAAUUAGCUCACAAGUAACCUAUUUGUGAUGAUGACGUGAUGUAGCAACCUUCAGUGUUUUCAUUAAAAUAUACAUGUAUAUAUUUGUUUUCUGUGGUUAUGAAUGUAAUUCCACAAUCCACUUAGGAGCCGGUAAUUUUCUGGCUGAGGUGGGAAGUUGCUGACAUCUUGUGAUACAUGACAAGAUUGAUUGUAUUUGCUUACCCUUUAACCUAAUAAAGAGAAAGAAUGUUCCUUA